Bicyclus anynana (squinting bush brown) is the source of this 1586-nucleotide messenger RNA. RefSeq lists its product as uncharacterized. The transcript is spliced from 2 exons. The record is from RefSeq and is a predicted model, not a curated record. The coding region runs from base 236 to 961 and encodes 241 amino acids. Gene Ontology annotation, biological process: regulation of transcription by RNA polymerase II. Lineage: Eukaryota; Metazoa; Arthropoda; Insecta; Lepidoptera; Nymphalidae. Gene Ontology annotation, cellular component: transcription regulator complex; nucleus.
ACAGGUGUCUAACUAAUAAUUUUCAAUGCAUUAGUAUUCAUAUUGAAAAGUUCUUCUUCUUAGUUAACCUUAAUAUCCAAGUCAAUAUAUUUCAUUCUUAUUAGACGAAUCAACAUGUUAUCGAUGAAUAGAUAAUCACAACACUAUUCACGGGACGCCAUUUUGUCGUGUCACUUACGUUCGAAACAUUUAGUUGUCAUACAUUGGAGGCACGGAGAACAGAGUGCGCGUUAAAAUGUCGAGUUUGAGUGACGACAUGCGAUUAAUUAUCGAGUUUGUGAAAGAAGUGGAACAACAUCCAUGCUUGUACGAUAACAAACACGCAGAAUAUGGUAUUAAAACCGCUGUCGAUGAAGCGUGGAGAGAAAUCGGGAAAAGAUUUAAGGGGUUAACCGAAGCCGAUUUAAAAGUAAAGUGGAGAUCAGUCAGAUCAUCCUACACACGAAGUUUUAGAAUAAAUAAGCCGUACUACUUGACAAAAUAUUUGGAUUUCUUGAUCCCAUUCACAAAACAUAUGGAUAAAAGUUUGGUUAAAAGAGUUAAAAGAGAACGCGAAUCACAAAAAGAGAACUCAGAAGAUGAUGAUGAUGAUGAUAAUUCUUCUGUAAGCAGUGGCAACAUUACAAUAGAACGAACAAAAGAAGAAAAUGAUGAUGUUGAUUUUUAUGAUGAGGAUGAUGAUGAUGAUGAAUACGAAGACCAGAACGGCAAGAUACAAGUAUCAACGCUACCUGAACUCAAAGUAGGACUUAAUAAAAGAGUGAUUAGAAAAAAAGGGAGUAGAUCUCAAAUAUUGUCGCAAUAUACCAAAUCCAGGCUCUCUCCACACGAAUGUUAUCUGAAAAGCCUAAUGCCAGACAUUAGUGCCAUGAGUCAAAGGCAGUUUUUUGGUUUCAGGAAAGGAAUACUAAAUAUUUUGGGGAAAAUCAAAUAUGGAGACACUCGCAACACUGAAUCAUGAUUUAAUUCCUAUUUUAUAUACGUUUAUGGCCCUACUAGUAAUGGGUAUGUUUAAACAAAGAACAAAAUCCAUACUUUAAAAGAUUAUCGAUUAGAAUAUAAGCAAUGACAUCUGCUUAAAUUGGUUGAAGUUUGAUCUGACGAGACUAGUGUUAUCUUCGCAACUUCGUUCGUAACACUAUCGAUGGUCCGCGCGGGCCGGGGGGCGUGUAGCGAUGAAUGUAAAACCCACAACUGAUGCACCUCACUUCCACGCAUGCACGAUUUCGCACCCGCGCAGGCUUUCCCCCCGUCGCCCGCAUAUCAUGGGAGUGUCAUCGAUGAACUUGCCAGACUAUACACCUGUGCCAAGUGUUCCAGUAGUCAGUACGAUAUCAAGUAGAAACCUGUGGCCUUAUCAUUAAAUUGCAAUAUUACAAUAUUAUACAAUAUAUGUUAUUUAUAAGUUUGUUAUAUACACAUAUGUUAUAUCUUAGUUUUUAAAUAUUUAGCAGGUGAUAUUAAUAAUAGCAGAAGUCCGCGACUUUGUGCGCGUGAAAUUUAGUUUUUCACAAAUCCCGCGGAAUUAAAUGUACCCUUCCUUUAAGUUGCUUAAUAAUCUAUACUUAGUUAUUUUGAAACUUUUA